AGAAUCGGAAGUUUAGUCAGUCGGCUUGGUUAGAAAACCCCUAAAAAAAAUGAAAUACGAAAAUUGCUUGGCAACCGGCAACGUUUAAUCGAUAUUAAGGAUUUUUCAGAGUUUGUACUUUGGCAAGGUAUAGAAAACGACAAAUAUUUACUACUCAAUAACACAUUUCUAAAGGAAGAUAUAAAAAUUUAAAAUGAGCAAACUAGACGACCUUCUGGGCAAAAAGAAGACGGUGGUUCCCGUUUUGGACCUCAGUCGCAGCAAUAUCCAGACGGUCGAGGAGUUCAAGCGGCUGCUGGAAAAGGUGCCCGACUACAAGAUGCGACCGGUGAAGGUGCGCGCCGAGGAAAUAAAGAUCCGGGAGAAGGACUACGCCUUCAAGAUGCCCAAGAAGGAGAUGCGAAAGCUGAUGCGGGCCAAUGGGGAGCGGGAGGCGAUGUAUGCCUAUGCAGAUCCGGUGCCCAGUGAAAUGAAGGACGUGGUGCUGAUGGAACUCUGUGCGGUGCCCAUCGAUUGGAAGAUGCUGACUACCCUGAGGCCCAAGAACAAACAGGAGGAGGAGUACUUCAGCCGGAUGGUCGAGAUGGGAAAGUUGGAGCUGAAAACCGAGGCCCGCGAUCGCAGGGAGUUCGCGCUGAACAAUUGUGUGAAGAAAAUCAAGAACAAAUCGGGCAUUGUGGAAACUAGACUGAUGACCUGCGAGUCCUGCGGCGAGGAAAUGUGUUGUGGCAAGACUUGCGGCGACUUCAACUACGAUCUGUACAUUCGGGUCGAGGCCAGGGUGGUUAAGCCCAAACCAGCUGUAUUGUCCUCUAACAAGGCCAAAUUGAACGGCCGCAAAAAGUCAACGGUGGGCGGAACCAAGAUCAAGGUCAAAAAGUCCUCAAACAAAAACAAUUAAGACAAAUAUUUGAAAAAUAUUCAUUAUUAAACUACUUAGCUUUUGUAUCCAUGUUUGUUUGCUACUACAAUGUUAAAAUAUUUAUCAUAUUUAUCUUAAAACACAAAUAUUUCACAUUUAUGGAAUUUAAAAAGUCAUGAGACUUAAGGGCUACUGGAAUUUUUAUUUAUUUACUAUUCCAGCCAUGUGUAGCAUAUAAUAAAGUUGCUAAUUAACUAAUAAUGUGUAUGCCUUUUUGUAAAUCAAAGGUGUUAAAUGAAAAUAUCCGAGACUUAAUUAAAAACGAAGCUAGAUA
Molecule: messenger RNA, 1196 nt
Organism: Drosophila takahashii
Lineage: Eukaryota; Metazoa; Arthropoda; Insecta; Diptera; Drosophilidae
Source: RefSeq, a predicted model, not a curated record